Molecule: messenger RNA, 2856 nt
Organism: Rhododendron vialii
Lineage: Eukaryota; Viridiplantae; Streptophyta; Magnoliopsida; Ericales; Ericaceae
Product: UDP-N-acetylmuramoyl-L-alanyl-D-glutamate--2,6-diaminopimelate ligase MurE homolog, chloroplastic
Exons: 7
Coding region: 48-2360 (770 amino acids)
Biological process (GO): biosynthetic process; cell division; regulation of cell shape
Cellular component (GO): cytoplasm
Molecular function (GO): acid-amino acid ligase activity; ATP binding
Source: RefSeq, a predicted model, not a curated record
CUUAAACCCUCACAAUCCCCCCACAGACCCCUCCCCUGCCCUCUACAAUGCAACUCCCCUUCCUCUCCGCCCCUUUCUCUCCUCUCCCUCUCUCUCUCCAAACCCACCUCCCAUUCUUUCCCAAACUCAGAAACCCACCAUUUUUUCCCCAACUCAAACCCUCCCCCUCCCCCUCCCCCUCCCUCUCUCUCCUGAAACCCCGGCCCCCAGCCGCCAUCGGCCCCGACGGCACGUUCCACCCGUACCCGUCCGACGAAGACCCGCCCGAGGCCGAGGAAGACUCCAUGCACGGCGUGUCCAGGUUCCAGCAGGUCGCGCGCCAGGCCGACAGGGCAAGGAAGGCCCAAGAAGAGCGGGCUGACAAGGAGCAGUCGAUAUUCCUCACAGCCAUUACUGACGAGGAGGACGCCCCCGAUGAUCCCGAUUUCGAAGAUGAAGUUUCUGGGGAUGAUAGGUUUGCUGAUAUUGAUAAGGCUAUUGCUUUGAAAAGGAAAGAGUUUGUUGAACAGGGUUUAUUGAAAGCUAACCCCAAGAAAGUGGGAUUGGUUAAGCCACUUGAGGAGUUGGAGCCUGAUGAAGUGAUUGAUUUGGAUGAAAUUGAGGAGUUACAAGGGCUCACUGUGAUUCCAGCUGAUGGGGAUGAUGAAGAGGGAGAGAAAUUGGAGAAUGAGGUGAGUUCUGAUUCGUCAUUCGAUAUUGAUUUUGAUAAGAUUGAUAAAAGUCUAAAUGUUAGGAUUGUCGAUCCCAAGUUUAAGAUGACAUUAGCUGAGCUUUUAGAUGAGAGUAAAGUAGUACCCAUCUCGGUUUACGGUAAUUUAGAGGUUGAGAUUAGUGGGAUCCAACAUGAUUCAAGGUUCAUUGAGGCUGGGGAUUUGUUUGUGUGUUGUGUUGGGAUGAAAACCGAUGGGCAUUUGUAUCUAACUGAGGCUUGUAAGAGAGGUGCAGUUGCUGUCGUAGCUAGUAAAGAGAUUGAUUUAGAGGAGAAAUUGGGGUGUAAAGCUUUGGUCAUUGUAGAAGAUUCAAAUGCGGUGCUACCAGUAUUGGCGGCAGCUUUUUUUGGUUACCCGUCUACGAAAAUGUCUGUGAUAGGGAUUACCGGUACGAAUGGGAAGACGACCACCGCGUAUUUAAUAAAAGGGUUGUAUGAAGCAAUGGGAUUGAGAACUGGGAUGUUCAGCACUGUGGCAUAUUAUAUCCAUGGAGAUAACAAAUUGGAGUCGCCAAGUACGACUCCAGAUUCUGUUUUGAUUCAGAAGUUGAUGGCGAAGAUGGUGCAUAAUGGGACAGAAGCAGCUGUGAUGGAGGCUUCAUCUCAUGGACUAGCGCUAGGGAGGUGCAAUGAGGUUGACUUUGACAUUGCCGUUUUCACAAAUUUGACGAGGGACCAUUACGAUUUUCAUGGGUCUGAGGAGGAGUAUAGGGAUGCCAAGGCCAAGCUGUUUUCACGAAUGGUGGACCCAGAAAGACACAGGAAAAUCGUCAACAUUGAUGAUCCGAAUGCAGCUUUUUUUAUUGCAGAAGGGAACCCAAAUGUGCCUGUUGUGACCUAUGCAUUGGAGAAUAAAGAUGCUGACGUUCAUUCUUUGAAAUUUGAACUAUCUCUGUUUGAAACCCAGGUUUUGGUAAAAACGCCUGAUGGUUUAUUGGAGAUUUCUUCAGGGUUGCUUGGCAGACAUAAUAUAUACAACAUUCUUGCAGCUGUUGCAGUUGGAAUUGCGGUUGGAGCACCUUUGCAGGACAUUGUUAGAGGGAUUGAAGAGGUUGAUGCAGUUCCUGGUAGGUGUGAGUUGAUAGAUGAGGGACAAGCAUUUGGCGUGAUUGUGGAUUAUGCUCAUACUCCUGAUGCAUUAUCUAGACUACUUGAUUUUGUGAGGGAGCUUGGACCAAAAAGGAUUAUUACCGUUAUUGGUUGUCCUGGUGAGAGCGACAGAGGAAAGAGACCAAUGAUGACAAAGAUUGCAACAGAUAAAAGUGAUGUGACUAUCUUGACGUCUGACAAUCCAAAAAAAGAAGAUCCAUUGGACAUCUUGGAUGACAUGUUGGCUGGCGUAGGAUGGACUAUGCAGGAUUACUUGAAAUAUGGAGAGAAUGAUUACUAUCCACCACUUAAAAAUGGGCAUAGGCUUUUUCUGCAUGACCUAAGAGAAGUAGCUGUACGUGCUGCUGUUGCCAUGGGUGAAGAAGGUGAUAUGGUUGUGAUUGCUGGUAGGGGCCAUGAAACAAUCAUGCUAGAAGGCGAUGACUGGGACUUCUUUGAUGACCGAGAAGAGUGUAGAGAUGCAUUGCAGAAUGUCGAUGAGCUUCACAAAGCUGGAAUUGACACUAGUGAAUUCCCAUGGCGGUUACCGGAAAGUCAUUGAUAUGGUAUACAGAGGCGUUGAGAAAUCUUGAGGUUAACCUAAGGCCAGGCGAAUUUAACCCGGUACAUGGAGGAGAAGCAGGGGUCCGUCAAUUCGGAUUCAUUCAGCGAAGCUGAAAUCAGAGAACAUGUCCAUUUUAAGGAAAUUGGAAGGGCCUUGCUCUGAAAAUGAUGGUUGCCGGGGCCCUUGAUGCUGAAUGACGCUGCUGGAGUUGAAAGGGGAGCAACUACACAAUGACCCUAGACUGGGAUUGACGCUGCAGUUUUGUAUGAGUAUCUGGAACAUUGUAUCUUUUGUAAAUUUAGUCUGUUGAGUAGCCAAGUUGGAUACUUAAUUUGGUUUAAUUUCAGUGGGGGAAGAUGGUUUGUGAGGCUCUCUACCACCAUAAUAAAUUGAUUGCUAAUCUGAAGAAGACAUCUCAAAGUCUAAACUGCUAUAACCACAUGCUGUUUUUAGUGUUUGGGAAGGACAAAAAACAAAGUGAAAGUUCAACAUA